CUUUCGUCUGCUGCCACAAGUCGAUUUCCGGGCACCGACGUUCUCGCCCGAGAGCAAGUUCUGAGUUCCGGAUCUUGGAAGUAGGUGCGGAAACAUAAACGCGGUUUUCCUGUCUAGUGCUAUCCGCUCUCUAACCGACAAACUCCGGGUGCAAUGUUACACUUUUCAUCCAUGUUGUCGAACUCAGGGGGAAACGGCGUUCCGCGACGGACCGACAGCCUCAACGCGACGCAGCAAAAAGCUGCUGUGGGGCCCGCACAGCAGAUGUUCCUCACGAUCGAGCAGGAGCUGCACGAUGCGCGUCGCGUAGGAGCUCACGGCCAGGAGGAUGAUCUACGAGGAGCACUCAACAUGGUCAUCAAUAGGGUCACGGAGCUGUCCUCCCUGCUCAGCGAGGCAUACAAGAGCAACGCGGAUCUCGGGGUGCAGCUGAAUGUCGCCAAAUCAAAUCUGCAGCUUGUCAUCGCGAACAACGAGAUGCUGGAGGAGGCCCUCAAGGCCGGGAGCGGCCAGCGGGAUGUCGGGUGGAGACGCGCGAGUGGUGGUCCGAUAUCCGCACGGUCUGCCGAUGGAUUCGAUGUCCCAACGCACUCUCCAAACGGUAGCUCCAGUCCGAAUAGCUCGCCGACAGAACCCUCUGGCUCCAACUCGCGAUUCUUCAAAACCUUUUUCAAUGCGCGGCCGGGUACACCGACAUUAGCAAAUGCUCCACCACCGCACCACCUCAACUCUCCGAGCAUGCCUUCAUUGCAUGGGGCACCGGCAGACGAGGAGGCGCUGAGUGCUGCUCUGCAGGCGGCCAGGGCCAACGCGGAGAAGGCGAAGGGAGAGGCGGUGGAUGCAAGGAAGGCGGCAGAGAAAGCCGCUCAGGAGAAAGCAUCGCUUGAGGCGGAGAUCGAGUCGCUCAGCCAGGCCCUGUUCGAGGAGGCAAACAAGAUGGUAGCCACCGAACGAAAGAUGCGCGCCGAAGCCGAGGGCGAGCUGGUCAAGCUCCGACGCAUGCGAGACGAGAUCAAGGAGGAGUUGACAGAAGCCAAGGAGGAGAGAGAGGCAUUGAAGAGCGCGCUGAAACUCAUCGAGGGAGAGAAUGUCGAGCUUCGCUCUGCCUCACGCAUGGGCUCCAGGUCAAGCAGCAUCAGUCUGUCGGAGAUGGAAGCGUACGGUACCAUUUCACGCUCGCGAUCGAGCUCCCAGCUAGGCACGAAGAGCCCAGUUACAUCUCCACCCGAUUCUCCCGCCUUAGACUCGUCUCCUGUUUUGGCCUCGUCUUCUUCGUCCUCUCCGAACCUGUCUGAAUCUGCUGCUGAGCGGGUACCAAUGUCUCAUGUCGAUACGAUGCGGACGCCCAGGAGGGUCAUCGUCCCGCUGGACCUGGUACAUGAAGAUGACGACAACUUGUCUCCUCCGCCCACGGCUGUCGCUCCCCCUCCAGACGACCCCUGGGCUGGUGCAUAGGUAUAGGUACCGUUGCUACGCCCACUCCCCUGGUUGGACCCAGUUGCAUACUCUUCUCGUUGUUCACUUCGUUACCCUGCAUACAUAGUGUUGUUUUCGGAAUAUCAUAGUUUCCUAUUCUGGGCUUCGCGCUUAACGCAUGAAUAUAGUGGGUUCUGGUACCAUCAGUCUUCAGACGUCCGUAGUGCUGAAUGCACACAUUCGAGUCCAAGUGAUAAUGGACUAAGUAAGUAGUUCCGGAGCAAAUACAACACGUGAUAGAUACCCAAGUUUGUCUACCGCCGUCAGCAUGCGCCUCGUGUUUUCGGAUCCUGUCUGCGUAUUGCUGUACCCGUGCCUUUGCGCACCUGGGUCUAGUUUGCAUGUCGGCGACUUACAAGCGCCGGAGCGCCGAGAAGACCGGGAGUGCUCUCUCGAUGACGGGUUCAGUCGCGCAUCUUGAAAGGGAGGAGAGGGAGGUGUCGAAGGGCGCAGAAGCACACACGAGCAUGGAGAUGGCAGUGGCUUCGGAGGAGUUAGGUGAAGAAGAAUCGCCCCACAUCACACAGCUCAAGAAGAGCAAGACCAGCACCUCAUCUUCCUCGCGCAUCAAGUCCCGUACACCCACCCCUGCAUCACGACGACGUCAACCGCGCUGGCCAGCCGAAUCCAAUCGCCGGGAACGUCGGUCUCAGCCCCAGGCAGACCGGAGCCGUAGGCGGCGCACGGUGCACCAGCCGCCGCGCAUUAUCCGCUCACGCCCCUUCACGUUUCCCGGGACGCCGGCGCGGUGGCGGUACCCGGUUCCUGCUAUCGACGUAGACGGAGAACGGAGAUGGAGACGGGGACAGGGUUGGCGUGAAGAUGAAAUCGAAGAGGAGGAGGAUCCGAGCGCACACGAAGAGGCUCAGUUCGCACUGCCGCGACCGAUCCUUUCGCCGUCCCCGGCCAAGAAAACAAGGCGCCUUUCAUCUACCGCCCGUAGAGCUCUUGGAUUAUCUGCUCAGGUUCUUCAUACUGUGCUCUUGUUACGAUUGCCGAGGCUGUACGUCGCGCGCUUCGAGGUUGAGGAGGAGCUAGCGCCAACCUUUCGGGCAACGUGGGACGAUCUGGUGAAUGAGUGGAGGACACAGAGUGUGGUUUCUGCGCUGCUUCUUUCUGCCAUCCUCUCGAUGCUCCAGCAGACAGCUGCGUUUGACCCUCUUGUGCGCAUACUGGUGCAGAUCUCGCUGCUUUGCACGGCGAUGAGUCUGUUCUUUGGGAGUUUACACUCUGUUUCUUUCAAGGGCGCGAAGGCGGAAACUUGGACUCAGGAAAAGAGAACAUCUACCGGCACGGUGUUGGCUGUCCCUGCUAUUUGGCUGGGCUGGUCGAUAAUCCUCUUCGUGACAUGCGUGAUAGUAUUUGCUUUUCGCUCGACAUCAGAAGCACACGAUCCUCUCUCUAAAGGCGCGGCGCGUGGACUGCGCAUCGGGAUGGGCAUCUUGCUGGCGCUAGGGCUUAGCUGCUUCGUGUUUGUCAUCCUCACAUUGAGAAGAAUCCACACAGGCAACAAACCACAUCGACGUCUUCGCGUGGCUCCUACCAGAAGAAAGCCGCUAUCGAUCGCAGCUCAAAGAGCUUCAACAGCAAAAAGCAGCCUGUUUCUGGAGCAAGCGUGCCCAGGACAGGGCACGCACGCUCUUGACCGGGCUGCUGCAUCUUUCGCUUUCCCUGUUGAGGAGAUUGCGCCCACUCGGGUGCUCAUGCUUGGCUCUCCAUCUGACUCGGAAAUGGGACCCCCGGAGCGGACCAUUCCUGGGGACCGCAUGUGGGCUGCGAGAGAUGUGCAUGACACCGAUUGGAUCAGCUUCACUGAGGACGUCAUCCGCGUCUGGUCAAACGAACAGCACAAUCAUGAAGCGGCCGUGUCCGGCCUUCUUCACCACUGGAACCAGCGCUUCUUUGUUCCCCGGUCACUCGAGUCUGUGCUAUGCCACGAGCAGCAGCUCGCCACAGAUACACAUGCGAUUGCGAUCUACGUCGUGCACCGAAAUCCCGAUGCGGUCUUGGGGCCGCUUCCUCGACUAAAUGAGUGGACGCAUGCUGGGCUCACUGUGCAUCGGUUCUUGGAUGACGGUGGUAAUGCAGUGCGCUGUGAGACGGUGCGGAUCACGCCGAUGAACGGAUGGCAGCAAAGAAUGGCCCGUGGGGACGUUCCUUCGAGCAUCUACAUGCCUGCGCAAGCGCAGCAGAAUCCCCCAACGCUGGGGUCGCUUCUGUUCGAACACCGAGACAGUUGGACACCGGUUGGCACUGCCGAUUGACGUAGUUACAGUGGGUGACCAUGGUUUAUGUGCAGCUCUGAAUACAGAUCUCGAGAGAUUGAACUGUGAGAUGUGUCCAUCCUUGAAGCUGAGUCCCGAGGAGUAUAGGAAAGUGGGAGUUGAUAAUGACAGCACGCGCUUUGCAAGGGUCGGAGUUGAAACAGACUUUAACUUGCCCCACAUCUCGGAGUUUGAAUUUGGCUGAUCGGGCUUGGCUUGUGUGAUUUGGCUUGUGCAUCACUUUUGAUGUCAAGUACCAUUGACCGCUGCAGACAGCUCUGCAGACCUUGAUGAGCGCUCUUGGUUGUCGCGCUUCGUUGUACACUGUCGCGCUUCUUUCUUGAGUAUUGCGCAUCAUGAAAGUUGUCCGGAAGCAAUUGCUCAUUACUUAAUGUAAAAUCACUAAUCUUACUCAACGAGUACUAACGCCCGACCGUUCUUUCCACCACAUUCCAGAUACCUAGAAAUACAGUGCAUAUACAGGAGCAAGUCCACAGGAAAGCUAAGUCCUCAUUCAUCUUAUAUUUUCAGCAAAAUUUUCCCUCGGACUCGAGCCAACUGCCUCACUGGCAUAUGCCAACGUCGUCAACAGCGACAGUACUGGCGCAAAAAUGUCACUGUCAAGUUGAAACUUGCUAGCACCGCCUCUACAAUCAUCGGUCUGAUGGGUUGCUGAGUCAAUUAAAGACAUGCAUGUUCUCGGCUGUUCUCGGCCCCGACUACCCUUCUGCUAUGUCUUCUCUGCCAUCCGAGCUCAUACGGACGAUCGUCAACGAGCUUUCCGACGACCGUAAGUCUCUCAAGUCUUGCGCGCAAGUGGCAUCGACCUUCUGUGCCCCUUGCCAACAGCAUCUCUUCCGUAAGAUAUGGCUGCACGCGCACUACUCCGCAGCGCAGCGGGAGGAGCACCUCGACUCGACGACCGCGGCCGGCACAAUCAAGCGUGCUCACGAGAUUCUGGUGCUCGAGGCUCCGCACUUGAUCAAGUACGUGCGCGACCUCACAUUCGACAUACCCGAAUCGGCGGAAGAGGAUGCACCGCUCGCAGAGAUCCUGCGCUCGAUGAGCGUCAGUUUACGGCGCUUGGUGAUAUCGGGACUAGGCGUGGGAUGGGAUGGUUUUUCGGAGAGCCUGAGCUCGUCAGUCUUGUUGGUGCUGGGACAGUCGCCGGCGUUGAGGAGCAUGCAUCUGCUGGAUAUGCAUGGUGUGCCGAUUCAAACGAUAUAUGCGGUCAUGGUGCGUCUUACGGCGUUUUCGGCGCACCGCUGUACGUUUCGUGGCAAGGAAGAUGAAGAUAGGCAGCAGCCUGUGAUGGAUGCUCCGCUCGAACACCUGAUUCUGAGCAAGGAUCCGGGUCCCACAUGGACUCUCUUCUUCUGUCCCGGCUCACCGAGACUGACUCAACUGAAGGCCCUCUAUCUUCGGAUGACACCUGAUGCCGAGAGGUUCAUUGCAUCCGUUUCUAGCACGCUUACUUCGCUCGAACUCGAUUGUGGAGAUCUGUCAUUCCCGAUCAUCCUACCCGAUCUCCCCAAACUCACCGAGCUCAAGCUCCGCAUCCUCUCCGGGUUUGUGAGACACAUCCCAUACACCCUGCUUCCCACCAUCGCCCUGAUCCCUCGGACCGUUUCGCUUACCACCGUCUUCUCUGUGACAACGCGGAUGCUGGAGAUCGGGUGGACAAGCGACGGCCGCGCAGCGGACACGCAUGUAAAAAUCCAAUCGAUGACCUGCAUUUUGCAUUUCCGCGGUCGGUAUAGUAGCGAACGCAUUGGUUGGGACGGACAGCGUUCGGAGACUUUUCGUGCUUUUCAGCAGGUUUUGACCGAUACGUUACCAGAAGGGAUGGAUUUGGAUUUUGAGAGAAUGGAUGGGGAGGGGGAUUAUAUUGGUAGGUUGCCUUGAAUCUUUGCAGGUGGAUGAGAAAUCCAAAUGCGGCGGACCAGACGUCAUGGCUCGUCCUCUCAAAUAUCUCAAUUGCGAUCAAUCGCGGGUUUGCCAAAUAGAAUAUUCCUCGCAUAUGCUGGCUGUUGUUCUGCAAGCGCCAACUCCUUUGGACUUUGUAAACCCGUGCUGAGCGCACGCUUUCCAGUAAAUCUACAAACAGCCAUGGUCUUACACGAGCAUACCACGAAGAUUGCGACCAACCCACCCACUUUUGUAAUGCUCCGGGAAUAGUCAUCGUACGAAUAAGCGGGGAAAUUGUGCAACAUGAUGCGUACGUCUCCGCUGUGUGCUCCGAUCGAAGCCUGCCGGUGCUACAGUGACAAAGGUUGUGCAACGGCAUGCCCACACCUGGCAAAUUAACCGCAUGUUUGUCCAGACUUUUGGAUGACGCCCGGAGCACAGCGGCAAUGUGUCAUUCGUGACACAUGCACAAACAAAAAGAAUCAGAGGGAUAUUUCGGGUCUCAUGCACGUCCCAUCAGUGAGCGGGCACAAAGUCUCCCACGCUGUGACAGCUUCCGGAAGCACUGGGCUGGCUUCACGAAGCACUCGGAGCAGGACGGGAGUGAUUUCGGGUUUCCUCGCGACCGGUCCAGAACCUUUUCCCCAUCAAGCCUGUCUCCGCUCUUUUUUUCCUGGAGACCUCCUUGUCAUUGACGUCCGCGGCCAUGCCAGGGCUUCUGAGGCCUCGUUUCCCGCUGAGUACCCCCUGCCACCUGGUUCCCCUGUCACCAGCGUGAAAACGUGGUCUUUCUUCUGCACAAACGCUCAAUCCGGCUUCGGUGCUCGGUCCAACGAGCAAAGGAUGAAAACACGAAGGGGUAUAAAGAAUUGGGUCGAGUUUACUGUUGAGUUCGCUGCACUUUCCUGUCGCCCCUGAUCUUUCUCUAGCUAUGCCAGCCAUUCGCUCCAAGUCGUUCCAUCGCGCCGCUUCGGAGGGCGGUUCUCCAGUCUCGAAGUCUCCUAUCCGGUCACUUCGACAACGCGCCUUGGAACGGCGCCUCCUACUCCCUGCGGCUCGUAAGGAGCACCAGGCUUUCCUCAAGUCGCAGCAGUCCACAGCAGGUAAUCUGGUCACGACCGUUGUGCUCAAGUCACAUAUCUCUUGCCUUG
This is a messenger RNA of Mycena citricolor, 6799 nucleotides long. Lineage: Eukaryota; Fungi; Basidiomycota; Agaricomycetes; Agaricales; Mycenaceae. The record is from the annotation of a GenBank genome assembly.